This is a messenger RNA of Salvelinus sp. IW2-2015, 678 nucleotides long. RefSeq names its product cytochrome b-c1 complex subunit 8. Lineage: Eukaryota; Metazoa; Chordata; Actinopteri; Salmoniformes; Salmonidae. Gene Ontology annotation, biological process: mitochondrial electron transport, ubiquinol to cytochrome c. The record is from RefSeq and is a predicted model, not a curated record.
CUCGAGGUUGAACCAAUCCAGGGCUUUUUUUUUCAUAGCUCAGCGAUCUAGGGCAGAGACCACACCAACAGCGAUUAAUCUGCGUCUUGAGAAGCAGUACGACACGAGUUUACCUGUCCUAAUAUCAAUCGAGGAGAUGCACAUUUGCCUGGCUACCAAAACUCCUUGCUCCGGGCCAAACGCUACGCCACGCCCAUUGAAGUUAUUUUCUAAUCCGCAAUGAGUCUGGAUCUGAGUACCUCCCUGAUGAUUUAUAGAACGCAAACGCAUUCUUCUAACCGUUCUGAUUGGUCCCCAAAACCGAUGGAUUGGGCCAGAGCCAGAACACCUAUCGUCGCUCUAGACACCAUGGGUCGCCACUUUGGAGAUUUGGCCAAGAUCAGGCAUGUGAUCACCUACAGUCUGUCCCCCUUCGAGCAGAGGGCUUUCCCCAACUACUUCUCUAAAGGAAUCCCCAAUGUCUGGAGACGAUUCACAUCGUCCGUCUUCAAAGUUGCUCCACCUAUGAUCUGCAUGUACCUGACAUACACCUGGGGCAACCAUGURCACUCAGAAGGAAAGAGGAAGGUUGCCGCCGACUACGAGAAUGAAGAGUGAAAACUUCCAUCUUGCAACUUUGUUCCCCUGUUUAAACCUUCACUGUAUGUUUCGUCAAUAAAGAUAAUAUUUAUCAGAAAA